AUGUCUAUUACCACCAACAAAAAGGGCAACCGUAUAAUCUACCACUACUGGGACUACUCCUUUGAAUGGACGCCCCAGCACCUGCCCGGCAGCGAACUGAACCCCUGGAUCAGAACCUGCGAUACGCUUGCCGACGAAGCAAACGAAGUCUUAGACAGCCUACCCGCGCCAGCAGACGACCCGUCAAAGCGAGACCGAUACGCCCUGCUACGGGACAACCAUACCAGCGAUCCGAAGCUCGAAGAGCUCUGGAACCAGAUCAACGCUGUACCCGAAUGGGUAGACUGGGACCAGAUUCAGCGCGGGCAGGAUAUCUUCUGGCGGUACCUGGUGCCGGUUACAAAUGCGUUGACAUUCGUAAGCCUCCUAGGCGGAAUGGGCGCAAUCCGCGUCGGCGAAAUUCUCACCCGCACCGGCGGCUUCAGCGCAAAAGUCGUCCGCCGGCGCCUCCUCGAAACAGUACAGCACACAAUCCAAGUAAACAAGAGCGCUGCGUCCCUUCAACCAGGCGGGGAGGGCCAUCUAGCGUCCGUCCGCGUCCGGCUCUUACACUCCGCUGUGCGCCGCAAGAUCAUGGCCCUCGUUGAACAGGACCCAUCGUACUACGACGCAGAGCGCUACGGUAUCCCCAUCAACGACCUCGACUCAUUCGCGACGAUCAAUACAUUCAGCAGCACGGUGAUUUGGCUUGGACUGCCGCGGCAGGGGAUAUAUCUAUCGGCGCAGGAAGAAGAAGAUUACAUUGCGGUUUGGAGGCUGGUGGCGUGGUACAUGGGUGCUCCGACGGCGCCAUUCGAGAACGCGGCGAAGGCAAAGGCUGUGAGUGAGUCGUUGCUAGUGAAUGAGUUUGAGCCAACGGAGACGGGGCGUAUUCUUGCGCGAAAUAUCGCGGUUGGGCUUGAGAAUACGGCGCCGAUCUAUGCGAGCUUGGAGUAUAUGGAUGCGUUGACGAGGCUGCUUAAUGGGGAUCAGUUGGCUGAUGAGCUACGUAUUCCGAGGACGGGGGCGUGGCAUAGGGUGCUGAUGUGGGGGUAUUGCUUUUGGGUGCGGGUGCAGAGUAAGAUGAUACCGGUGAUUCCGGCUGUGGAUAGCUCCUGGCAUGGAACAGAUGGUGCUAAUGAACAUUGGAUAGAACCGCAAGGAGAUGUUCUGGAAACACCUCAUGGACGAGAGAGAAGGGCUUGGGAAAGAAACGGUGUUUGA
Messenger RNA from Aspergillus mulundensis, 1203 nucleotides. Its product is annotated as oxygenase MpaB family protein. Bases 1 to 1203 code for a protein of 400 amino acids. Gene Ontology annotation, molecular function: oxidoreductase activity. The record is from RefSeq and is a predicted model, not a curated record. The transcript is spliced from 4 exons. Lineage: Eukaryota; Fungi; Ascomycota; Eurotiomycetes; Eurotiales; Aspergillaceae.